AUGGUAAGUGAGGAGCUGGCGUUAGCUAGUCUGCUGAACACCAUUCUGCCUUGCCAAGACCAGUACUUUGUAGGAGGCCAGAACUAUAAUUGCCCGUAUUCCACUACAACGUCAGAAUCUAGUGUUGACGUUUCCACGGAGACUUGGGUCUCUUUCUGGGCUGCUGGUCUCCUGGACAACAGAGAGCCCCAACCAGCACCACAGGCGCAGGAAUCAUCAAGCGACUCAAAUUUCCCUGUUCCUGACUUGCGUUCAUGGGAAGAGGCUCAGCUUUCGUCUCAGCUCCAUAGGAACAAACAGCUCCAGGAUACUCUGGUGCAGAAGGAAGAAGAGCUUGCUAGGUUACAUGAAGAGAAUAACCACCUCAGACAAUACCUGAAUUCUGCUUUGGUUAAAUGUCUUGAGGAAAAGGCCAAGAAAUUGCUAUCAUCAGAUGAGUUCUCCAAAGCAUGGGGAAAGUUCAGAAAGGGGAAGAGGAAACCCAAAGAGCAGAGAUAUUUUCCUCCUGAGAUCCCCCAUCGCAAAAAUGCCAAGAGAAACCUCUCUAGUGAAUUUGCUAACUGUGAAGAACAACCCGGGCCCCCUGUGGAUCCCUGGGUCCUUCAGACACUUGGGUUAAAAGACCUUAACACCAUUGAUGACACCUUAUCAGCUAACUACAGUGCCCUCUCCUCUCACCCCAGAAAACUCACCAGCAUAUUUCCACAGUUUCCCGAUGAUGCAGUUGAUCAUGAAAAUAUCCCCAGGGAGGAUCUGCCAAUUGACUACGAAGGUGACAGAACAACCCCCUCGCACAGCACUGCCAGCCGCAGCGAAGAUUUUGCCUUCUUUUCUCAACUUUCAAAUCCCCCAGGAGGGCUGCAAACUCUUCCUUACUAUACUUCUGAUGUGUCACCCAAUAAGACAGAGAUGGCCUUUUCCACAUCCCUGAGCCCUCACUGUAAUGUGAAAACUCAUUCCUUCCACCAGGGACAAGCCUUUGUUCGUCGAGAUGAAGAGGGAGGCUGGAAGUUUACCUGGGUCCCUAAGCAGGCUUAG
This is a messenger RNA of Diceros bicornis minor, 1038 nucleotides long. RefSeq names its product geminin coiled-coil domain containing (gene GMNC). Lineage: Eukaryota; Metazoa; Chordata; Mammalia; Perissodactyla; Rhinocerotidae. Bases 1 to 1038 code for a protein of 345 amino acids. The transcript is spliced from 5 exons. Gene Ontology annotation, biological process: negative regulation of DNA replication; negative regulation of cell cycle. The record is from RefSeq and is a predicted model, not a curated record. Gene Ontology annotation, cellular component: nucleus.